Molecule: messenger RNA, 2789 nt
Organism: Neoarius graeffei (lesser salmon catfish)
Lineage: Eukaryota; Metazoa; Chordata; Actinopteri; Siluriformes; Ariidae
Gene: npas4a
Product: neuronal PAS domain protein 4a
Exons: 8
Coding region: 1-2781 (926 amino acids)
Biological process (GO): regulation of transcription by RNA polymerase II
Molecular function (GO): DNA-binding transcription factor activity, RNA polymerase II-specific; protein dimerization activity; RNA polymerase II transcription regulatory region sequence-specific DNA binding
Source: RefSeq, a predicted model, not a curated record
AUGUACCGUUCCACUAAAGGAGCCUCGAAAGCUCGGAGAGAUCAGAUAAACACAGAGAUAAGGAACCUGAGGGACUUGUUGCCUAUCUCCGAUGCGGACAAGGCACGCCUCUCCUAUCUACACAUCAUGUCCCUUGCGUGCAUGUACACGAGAAAAUCUGUCUUCUUCUGCCAAGAGGCAGCUGCAGCUGGCAGUGCUGAGGAAAGUGCAGGAUUCUUCUCAUUUCACGAGCUUUCUGAGCUGGUUCAAUCAAUGCCAGGGUUUCUGCUGUUACUGACUGCAGAAGGAAAGCUACUUUACCUGACGGACAGUGUCUCUGAGCACCUUGGACACUCAAUGGUAGAUUUGGUUGCCCAAGGGGACAGUGUGUACGACAUAAUCGACCCUGCAGACCAUGCCAUUAUGAGGAGUAACCUGGUGCCUCCAGCUUCCCCUGAUACUGAUCGAUUGUUCCGCUGCCGUUUCAACACUUCCAAGUCAGUGCGAAGGCAGAGUGCUGGCAACAAGCUUGUUUUGAUUCGAGCUCGUUGCUUGCCACCAGUACUUGGUCCUUCCCCCCCAGGAUCCUACUGGACUUCCAAUCCAGUGUGGGUGUGCUUUUGCGCACCUCUGGAACCCCACCCACCCCGACCCAGCACCUCCACUGAACAAUCUUUGACUCCAUUAUUGGAGAGCAGUUUCCUCCUGGUGUGUUUUCACUCACAACACAGUCGUGACAUGAGACUGCAGGAUGCACAGGAUAGUGUCAGUGUUUAUCUGGGUAUGGAUGUGGAGACUCUUCGCUCUCAAUCCUGGUACAGCCUACUGCAUCCACAGGACCUUACACAUGCUUCAGCUCAGCAUCGCAGCCUUUUGAGAGAAGGAGGAGAAGGCAGAGCUGAAAUGGUGGUUCGUGUGGAGGCUGUGGAUCAUUCAUGGGUUUGGCUUUACAUGGUCCUGCAGCUGGAGACUGGAGAGAACCCUAUCAGCAGCAACAAUUAUAUCAUAAGUGAGACAGAGGCCUGGGCAGUGAGGCAACAACUGAACUCUGAAGAGACCCAGCUGUCUGUGGUGCUGAGCACCAGCACCUCCCAACAAGACACCCUCAGCUUGCAGAGUCCUGAUACACUCUCCAGUCCUGACCAAGUGUUCACACCUGGGAGCAGUGGUCUUUCGGGUCAGUCGUUCGACUUCAGCAUGGCAGUGUGCAGUACAGGCUCUACAGAGGAACAAGGUGCAAGCUCUUCUCUUGAACAAAUACCACUGGAAAGUGGUCCACGCUCUAGUCUCUCCUCUCUGGAGGAAGAGACCUUGUUCCAGCAGCCACCCAGUGAAUCAAUGGAAAGGCCUUCAGCUGCUUCCUCCCCUGACACAGUUGCCACUGUGUCAGAUUUGGACUUCCUCACUCAGAACAUUCUCCUGCCCCCUGCUUUUCAGGUAGAUCCUCCACUACCUGCGCUGCCCCUUCCUUUACCCCCUGUGCCUACCUCCCAGGCCCAGCAGACUAAGGAGUUUGUGUGUACCCCUCCAUAUACACCUCAGCUAGGGAGCAGCAACUUUCCCUUUGGGGAACCCCUCUUCAGUUUUGAUCCCACUGGUGCCACCACGCCUCCACCCCUUCCACCAACUGCAACAGUCACAACUACAGUAGCUCCCACACUUUCUCCAUCUGCUCCCUCAAACCCUCAGGGGAGUCCUGCUCCUCCAACUACCACACUUUCUACCCUGGUGCCACUCACCCUGCCAGCUUUGUCUACAGAAAUACUCUUCCCUUCAGAGCCUUGUGGUGGCUCACUCUAUGAGAAGCUUCCUCCAACCCCAGACAGUCCAGGUGAUGGGGACUGCACUGUUAUGAGCCUGCCUGAGGUUCGCGGGCCACUGUAUGUUGAUGUCCCAUAUGGGCCACUCCCCUACCCACCUGAAGGCCUGCUCACACCUGAAACCUCACCUGGAAAACAGCCAAACCUGUCUUUCUUCUCACUUGAUCAGGAAAGAGAAAAAGAAAGAACUGAGAUCUCCAUUUUAGCCCAUCACAUAAGCACACUAGCUGAGGGCUUCUACCUGGAUCCUCUCCUCUCUAAGCUGUUAUCCUCUCCUAUCUCUCCUCGACCUUCAUCUCCCUCGCUUGACUCAGAAGGACCCGAGAUCAUCUCGCUUCUGGGUGAAUUCUACCCUGUCAAAUCCUGGAGAGGUCUGGACCUGCCCAUCUUCCCAGACGAUGACUCUCUGUUUGAAGAGAGUGUCUUAGAAACCAUCUUCCAAGAUCUCUCAUCACCAUCACUCUCUUCCACCCCUUCCUCUCCCUCCAGUCCUCCCUCUUCCCCACCAACUCCUGAGUGCUGGCAUCCACCCCUGCACUUUGACAGGGUCUCUACUCUGAGUGCCGGCCACUACUGUAGCGUCCAAUCGGCGCACUCUAACCAUGCGGCCGGGUGCGGGGCCACACUGUCGCCAGUCACCAAGGGUGACAUAGUGGAUGGGAAGGCGUCAGGCGAAGUUGCCAUGGAGACAGAGGUUGUGUCAUCACCACUGUCAACCAAUAUCCCGGCAUCUCCACCGCUACAGCUGACAGCCUCGCCUGUCACUCCGGUGCCUGUCGACUCACCCAUCAGCCCCGCAUCGCCUGGUCUGCCCUGCGCCCAGUCCCUCCUCGAGGAGCUGGCCGCCUUGGAACCCAUGUUUGGGGCAGGUGCCUCGAUCGCCCCUGGCCUGGGGCAACAAUCUGAGUUGUAUCAACUCCAAAGUCACCUGCCACAACAGUGCUUCCACAAAGAUGGGAGUGGAAGUGAUCCUCCGUUCUAAAAUAAGUC